This is a messenger RNA of Seminavis robusta, 1632 nucleotides long. NCBI's taxonomy places the organism in Eukaryota, Bacillariophyta, Bacillariophyceae, Naviculales, Naviculaceae. The record is from the annotation of a GenBank genome assembly.
AUGGACGUGAUAUGGCUAAAGCGCGACGUUCGACUGCACGACCAUGGUCCACUCCAUUUCGUCUGCACCAAUCCCAGCAAGUUUCGAAUUUGCAUUCUGUAUCUGUACGAGCCAAAUCAGCUCUGCGAACCAACGGUACAUGGAUCUCGCAUUGCAUUGAUCAAUGAGGGACUCGUAGACUUUGACCAGCAGCUAUCGGCCCUUGAUGACAAUACAACCGAAAAGGCGACUCCAGAAGAUUCCACGGAGUCGUCCACAUUGGUGUUUCAAUAUCUGACUGUUUGCCAUGGCAAUGCCGUACCGGUGCUCGACCACAUUCACUCCACCUACACCAUACGACGGCUCUUGGCACACGAAGAGACGGGUCAUUAUGCAUCGUAUCAGCGCGAUAGAAAAUUAAAGGAGUUCCUCGACCAACCAAAGGCUACCGUCAACAUUACAGACAAUAUUAUGAAAUCCCAAAUACGACAACUCACAUUGGAAUGCCACGAGGAGGAUCCCACUAGCGACGACUUCUUUCGGGUGACUCGAUAUCCUCUGUUGGAGCAACUACUAGUACAGGAAAUCCCAGCGGAACAUCGCAUCGACCGACCACGCCGACAGCGCGGAGGAGAACGAGUCGAGUCGGCCACCAAGGCACGUUCGGAAGCCUUGAAGCAGCAAUCUCCUGACACGGGAUCCUUUCGAACAUCAUUGGCAGCCUUUCAGUCGCGCCUUCAUUGGCGCUCUCAUUUCAUUCAGAAGCUGGAAACUGAUCCCCUGUUGGAGAAGCGUGACUUGCACACUUCGUAUCAAACACUCCGGCGUCAACCGGGUGACUGGAACGAUGCCCAUUAUCAAGCGUGGGCCACUGGCAACACGGGAUUCUCGUUUGUGGAUGCCUGUACCGGUACGAGGUGUUUGAGACAAACGGGAUGGAUCAACUUUCGAAUGCGCGCCAUGUUGGUCAGUUUUGGCACCUACAAUCUCUGGUUGGAUUGGAAACGAAUUGCUCCCCACCCGGCUCGAGUCUUUGCGGACUAUGAACCUGGCAUUCAUUACCCACAACUGCAAAUGCAAGCAGGGACGACAGGGAUCAAUGCCAUGCGAGUCUACAAUGUGGUCAAGCAGGGUAAGGACCAGGAUCCAGAAGGUGUCUUUGUCAAACGGUAUUUGCCGGAUCUACAGCAUGUGCCAAAGAAGUACAUUCGUGAACCCUGGAACAUGCCCAAGACGACAAAACAACAAUGCAAAGUAAAGGUUGUGGUGCUUGGCCAGCCAAACAGUACUGGUAGUGAUAAUGAGAGCUCUGACACUGAUGAUGUACAAAGCUAUCCUUUGAAAAUUGUGGAUCCAAAGGAGUCAGCCAAGGUGGCCAAAUCCAAAGUUCACAAUAUUCGAAAGCAAGAAGAAACACAGAAACUUGCCCAGGAGGUAUACCUGAAGCACGGCAGUCGAAGCCGACGCGAUUCGAUUCCAAUGAUGAAAAACCCAAAAAGAAACCGACUCCUGCCAAAGAUCAACCAGGAAUUCGAUCAUUCCUUGUCAAACAACAAACACAAUCAACAACCCGAUCAAACACAGCAAAAUCACCAUUGGUGGGGGGCAAGAGGAAGGCAACAGCAGAACAACUGCCUCAAGGGAAUGCAUUGA